Drosophila melanogaster (fruit fly) is the source of this 8400-nucleotide messenger RNA. RefSeq names its product orb2 (gene orb2). Bases 495 to 2609 code for a protein of 704 amino acids. The record is from RefSeq and is marked reviewed. The transcript is spliced from 5 exons. Gene Ontology annotation, cellular component: synapse; axon; cytoplasm. Gene Ontology annotation, molecular function: RNA binding; translation regulator activity; mRNA 3'-UTR binding. Gene Ontology annotation, biological process: translation; regulation of translation. NCBI's taxonomy places the organism in Eukaryota, Metazoa, Arthropoda, Insecta, Diptera, Drosophilidae.
CAUCACAGUCGUUGCUGACGAGCGGAAGGGACCGCAGCUCGGGAAAAUCAGGAAAGAAAACAACGCGUCAGGGCGCUCUUCUUAAAUUUGAAAAUUAAAUGCAACUAAAUAGCGUAAAUUAGUCAAAAGUGUAAAUAGUUAAAAUCGUUUUAUAACCAAAAAUUACCAGUGUAAAUCGCUUAUUAGUGCUGUGUUAAAAAUAGUUACCGUUGUACGGAAAGAGAGAAUCGAGUGCAAAGGAAUUUUCCUACGUCACAGGCUGUGCGUUUGUGUGAGUGUGCACCCCCGGAAAUGUAACACGCACACUGGCGCAGGAAAAACUUGCACCUGAAAGUUUUCGUCGUGUUUUCCAUCUUCGUGCGCUCUCGGCAUUCGACAUAACACAAAAAAAAAUAAAUUGAAUAACGCAGCAAAAGGGCAUCUAGGGCAGCAGCGGAACUGAGGCGCAGCGGAGCCGCCCAAGUGCAGCUGUAGAAAGUGUUGGUGCGGGCGCCAUGGACUCGCUCAAGUUACCAAAGGCCAACAGUGCCACCAGCAGUGCCAGCGGCAGCAACAGCAACCUGUCCGGUUCGACUUCCGCGUCCGCAUCCGCAGCCACAUCGCCUACAUCGUCAGGAACUGCAGUGGGUGGCAUUCUAUCCGGUGCCCCAAAAUCGCCACCUGGCCUGGGCAGCAGCACCCCGAUCUCGGUGCGAUUCAAUGCCAACGAGGAGUCCCUGGACGACAUCCUACAGUCCUUCCAUCACAGCAAGCAUAGUCCCAGUGGAGGAGCGAGUGGCGGCGGAGAUGCCUCGCCCACAUCGAAUCUGCUCGGGAUGAAGAACAACGGGCUGGGAUUGGUCGUGGGCAACUGUGACUCCCUCUCCAGCAGUCCAUCGCAGCCCCAGAUGCAUGCCGGAUCCGCAUCCCUCUUCGGCAACGACGAAGUUAGUCUGCGCAAUAAUUUCAUGCAAGCCGGUGGUUUCUUCAAUCGAAAAAGUUGCGGUGGCCUGCCGAAUCUCAAUCUCAACAAGCCGCCCCAGCUCCACCAGCAACAGCAUCAACAACAGCAUCAGCAGCACCAGCAACAUCAACAGCAGCAACAGCUCCAUCAGCACCAACAGCAACUGUCGCCGAAUCUGAGUGCCCUGCACCAUCAUCACCAGCAGCAGCAGCAGCUUCGGGAAAGCGGAGGAUCACAUAGCCCCUCGUCGCCGGGUGGAGGAGGCGGAGGAUCGCCGUACAACGGCUCUCAGGCGGGCUGCAGCAGCGGCGGCAUCUCGCCCAUUCCUCCCCAGAUGGGCGUGUCGCCCAAAUACCGUCGCAGCAUAUCCUUUCCCAUCAAGGGCAACUCGCCCACAGCUAUCUAUGGCAAUAUGCACAUGGACGGCAUGGGUAGUGGGCACAUGAAUAUACCGACACUUUCGAUUGGAAACGGUGGUGGUGGCGGAUCUACUGGCAUGGUCUCAGCCGGAGCAACUGGUGGCGGAGAUGCGCCCUAUUUGGGCAACAGCUAUGGCAACAUGAUGACGUCCAAUGGACAAAUGCACCACGGUGGCGGCUUGGAUAACUCACUGUGCGAUUAUAUGCGCAACAUGUCGCUGGGUGGAAAUGGUGGUGGCGAUGGCAGCAACAGCAUGUCUUUAAUGCAGGACAGGAUGCGUGUGAUGGGCGGUCCGAAGCAUCUGAGCGAGGCCGAUGCUAUGGCCAUAGCAGCCAGUGGAAAUGAUCCAUCCGUCUACUUAAAUGCCCUCAAAAUGGGUUCGCCAUCGAGGCUCUCUCCACACUCGCCGCACUCACCCAUCCAGGGCGGAAAUGGAGGAAACGUCGGCGAUGGCACGGCUCGCUUCUCCCGGAAGGUAUUCGUUGGCGGUCUGCCACCGGACAUCGAUGAGGAUGAGAUUACCACUUCGUUUCGGCGCUUCGGGCCAUUGGUCGUCGAUUGGCCACACAAGGCGGAAUCCAAGUCGUAUUUUCCGCCCAAGGGAUAUGCCUUCCUGCUGUUCCAGGACGAGAGCAGUGUGCAGCAGCUAAUUGACUCGUGCAUCACGGAUGAGGACAAGCUGUAUCUAUGCGUUUCUUCGCCGACGAUCAAGGAUAAGGCAGUGCAGAUUCGUCCUUGGCGCCUGGCCGAUGCGGACUAUGUGCUUGAUGCUACCAUGUCACUGGACCCACGCAAAACGGUGUUUGUGGGCGGCGUGCCACGUCCUCUGAAGGCCUUCGAACUGGCAAUGAUCAUGGAUAGAUUGUACGGUGGAGUAUGCUAUGCUGGAAUUGACACCGAUCCGGAAUUAAAGUAUCCAAAGGGCGCUGGACGUGUGGCCUUCUCGAAUCAGCAGAGCUACAUAGCGGCCAUCUCAGCCAGAUUUGUGCAGCUGCAGCAUGGCGAUAUAGACAAGCGGGUGGAGGUCAAGCCCUAUGUCCUGGACGAUCAGAUGUGCGACGAGUGCGAGGGUCAGCGUUGUGGUGGCAAGUUUGCGCCCUUCUUUUGCGCCAAUGUCACCUGUCUGCAGUACUAUUGCGAACACUGUUGGGCCGUCAUCCAUUCGCGACCUGGACGCGAAUAUCACAAGCCGCUGGUCAAGGAGGGAGCCGACCGGCCGCGUGCGGUCCCCUUUCGCUGGUGUUAACGGCGGCGCUGGUAGGCCGCGCUGCACGACGAGAGACGCCAACAGAGGGAGCAACGACACCGGUUGUUAAACGCAGCGCUGGCAGUGCCCAGAAUCAUAACAGAAUCAUCAGGAUCGGGAGGAGUCGCAGAAGGAGCGGGAGUGGCAGCACUAGAUGCCGCUGGCGGAGAUGCGGAUCGAAGGCGAAGAAUCUAGUAGAUAACCAUUAGAGACAACACACGCACCACCAACACCCACUCACACACAACAGUCGGAUACUAUUCUCAUAAGCAAAAGACAAUUGCCCGGGGGAAUCACCCAUUCCGAAGGGCAAGGUGCAAAUACAACGGGAGCUGGACAAAGGUGUCCCUUUGAAUAGCCACCAGAGUCUACAGUUUUAGAGGCGAGAAACGAAAGCAACAUAGUUUUUAGUUCUUAUUUAUUCGGCAAUCAGUUUUUUUUUUUUGUUUCGCGCUUGCUAGUUUUACAUUUGCUUAACCGAAAUUUUAGUUUUGAUUUUGCGUUCGAUGCCUGCACAGUAUUUUUUGUACUUUAUAUUUUUAGCAACAUUUAUGUUUGCUAAUAUGUUAUUUAAUCUCACAAAAGAAAAAAAAAAGGAACCCUCGUAGUCAGCCAAUUUCCUCGCAAAGGGCCGUUUACAUAUAUUAUAAUCUUUUUGUAACUAGAUAACUUAGUAGCCAUCAUCUUGUAUGCCAAUCGAGGCUAGUCCUAAAAUUAUUAGUGAGCUGCUCACCCUCUCUCGAAAAGGCUUUUUGCUUGAGUGUGCAGGGGCUGUCCUUAAGUUCCUAAAUUGUGACAAAAUCAAAACUACAUCGGUUUUUGUAUUAGCCCUUUCCGAAAUUAGAUCAAUUUAUAAAAUUCUUACAAAAGACUUUAGAAAAGACAAUAUGCAAAAUGUCUGACAUUUGUAUGCUAGCCAUUUCUUACGACACAAUUGGUAAGAGAUCGCUUAAUCAUAUCAUAUCUGCAUACAGUUAUAAUCCCUAUUUAUUUUUGUUUAAUCCUUACAUAAUACGGUCUAUUAGCAUUCCCACUGAAGAAUCGUAUAUAUUAUCUGUGCAAUAUAUUCGAUUGCUUCUCCGUUACAUGCUGCUAAUUCUUGCUUAUCUAACACUUAUAUAAUUAUUGUAUGUGAAAAUCGUACAAAGCUUAUAAAACACACAAAACCAAUAGGUGGCGAUUGCUUCCCCGUUACAUGCUACUUAUUCCUGCUUAUCUAAUUAUAUAAUUAGGGUAUGUGAAAAUCGUACAAAGCUUAUACACUUACUAAACGAUUCUUAACUUGUUACCACUCCUGCCAAUAGGUGGCUUUCACUACGAUUUUCACACGACUCCGUUUUAUGUUUUGCUGGCACAUUGAAAUCACACUAAUUAAUGAGUUUAAACCCCACACUCUGAGAUAGGUUCUUCUUUCCUAAUAUUGAUGGCUCAUUUUUAAUUAUAAUCUAGUCCACACUCAUACAUACACGUACGUACACAGACAACAACAACAACACAUUUACACUGAAAGUCUGUUUGCAUUUGUUGCCAUUUGGCUUAAUGAAGAAAAAAUAAUAAUAAAAAUAUACAUAUAAUUAGAACUAAAAUGUAGAAAAAAACAAAACAGUCAAAUUGCUUGUGUUCAGUAUUAUGAUUUAUUUAUGAUUUUCCACUGAAAUGUCAUAUUUUGUUUAUUUAUUAACCAAUUGUUUUUGUUAUUUAAUUUACGGCGUGUUGCUAACUAAGGGACAGCGGGCUCACCUCCCGAAGCUAUAGAAGAACGUAUAUAUUAUUGCAAAUAUAUAAAUAUAUCUGUAAUGUAAAAAGUAAUUUUUAUAUACGACAUACAUCUAUUAACACUAUGAAUACUUGUAUUAGACAACUUUUUAUAUAGAAACUUUUGUAUAAACUUUUUUUUAUUACUCUUAUGAUUAUUCAGAAGUUAGUUUAGUCCAAACAACUGAAUACAAAAAUAAAACCAAAAACGCGAAGAUAAAUAGACAUGCUAAAACAUUUAAAGAAAAUUUAAAUAUAUACAAAUUAUGUGCAAUACUAUUUCGUGAACGAUUCAAGCGUAUUAUUGAAUACCAAAUAUAUAAACAACUUAAAAAAGAUAUGUAUCUGUACAAACAUAACGUAUACAAGAUAAUUGCAAUCGUAUAACCAAAGUAGUCAAAUAUUACCAAAACCCAAUGGUUCCCCAAACUUUCAACUAAUUGGCAUGCGUUUUUUGACAUGCGAACAGGGCUUAAAGUUCGCGUUUGGUUAUUUCCCCGUGAAUCCUAACUAUAAAAAUCAAAUGGAAUAUCUAUCUAUACCUAGGGCAAUACUUAUGGAAAAUUAUCAAAAUGUAAAUCGAGCAAAAUUAUUUUGUAAAUUAUACGCGUUAAGGAACGAGACAAAAUUUGCUACGGUGCAUGCAAACAAUACGAUAUUUUUUCUAUACUACCAGCAAAAGUACUAAAGAUCUAAUUCGAAUUGAUAAACCAAAAACGUGAGAGGUCAAGUCGCUUUGGACUUCUAUGAUAUAAUUAAUAAAUAAUAGUCAAAUCUAUUAGCAAAUUUUUGCUCGCGCUUUCUUUACAAGACAACAAAAAAAAAAAAAAGAAAAAACAAAAUUUAAGUCAUGCAAAGUUGUAACUCAAGUUGAUUGCGUGGCACUUUCAAAGAAAAACAAGUUUAUAGCAAUUUUUCUAGAAUUUUUAUAUUACAAUGAACUAUUGAAUAUGUAUCAUAUAUAUAUACUACAUAUAUAUUUUUUAAACCGCAAAACCAAUUAAUUAGUGGACUCGAAGCGUUCGUUUGUUUUGGUUAUAAUUUAUUACUUUUAAAUACUUACCGAAAUAUCGUGUAUUAAAAGCGAAUGAUUCUACACAAAACAAAAACCAACAAGCCCAAUUAAAUAUUAUAUCAAAUACAACAGCCUGCUCUAUGUAGUGUUAAACAAUUUGUGCAAAUAUGUUCUAAAACUUUCAAAGUAAUUAAAUGCUAGUCUUUAUAAAGGCAAAAUCUGUUACAAAAGCAAACACGGAACGGAAACGGAAAUCGGUUAGCGGUAAACGGCAAUCGGUCAAUGGCUAUCGAUAACUGUGCGUAAUGAUGGUGUUUUUUUAAAUGUAGUAAAAUUUAAUAUUUUAUAGAUUUUUAUACUUUUAUAUAACAUAUACUUUAUAUUUUACCUGUUUAACAAAAACUCAAUGAAAAUGUUAAAAAAAACUUAAUGUGCUAUAAAGAAGUAACUUAUCAAACAAAUAUUUUACUAUACCAAAAAAAGUUGAUAGAGAUGAGAAUUCUUUACGGAAAACCGCUCAAUGUUUUUGCUGCUAACGACGUAGGAAUCUGGAAUCUUGUGUAGCGUGUUAAAAAAAUAUUUAUAUCAAUAAGCAAUCCUUAAUCCUUUUUGUUCUGUUUCAUUAUUUAUUUUGUUUCCCGAGUAUUCCAUAAAAAUUAGGCAAAGACGUUUAAGUUAUCCUACUUCUGAGCUUGGAUUACGGAUAUAAGUCGGAUUGACAGCUUUAGUUUUAUAGAGAAUCUUGUUAUAGAUAAUGUUUAUGUUGACUUUUUUAUAUGGAUCCUGUUAUUAUACCGAUAAUGACAAUGAAAAUUUGUAUGCCUAAUUCUUAAAUAUAUUUUUGUAUCUUUUGUAGUUGCAAGUAGUUUCCUGGUAGUUUAAAAAAAAAAACAAACUCCGUUGAGACAUUUUUAUACUUUGUUUAUUCUUUUAUACGUAUACAUAUUUUUAAAAAAAUAUGACAAAAAACAAUAUUUGAUAUAUACACUUUAUACAAAAGAAAAAAUGGAAAAUGAAUGAAAAAAAGUUUUUGAAAUUAAUAAACGGACAUAAAGUAAAUUGUGUUUUAUUUAUUUUUAUAUAUAUCUUGUAUGUAAUUUUUAUAACAUUGUAAAUAAAUAAAACUUUUAACUUAGCUGAACCACAAAAAAAUAUAACAAGAAAUAACAAAAAACACAAAACUGUUAGUACAUACAAUUAAAUACUUAAACGAUAAGAAAGACUCUGAAAAGGAAAGUAUUGAAAUUCGAACUUAUUACAUACAUACUUAAAUAUGUUAACUGAACAUCUAAACAGCAAAUUGGUCAAUAUGUGUUUUUUAUACCAAACAAAAAAAAAAGAAAAUAAUUGCAUAAUUAUAUGAAAUUUACACGUAGUACAAUUCAAUAAAUUUAAAACAUAAGAUAAUAUUUUUGACGAACCCCAAAUGAAUGCUUCAAGUAACUGCUAACGAAAGAUAAAACAAAAUAUAUAGAAAAAUACCCUUAAGUCAAACCGUGCGUAGUGCAUUAUGCAUAUUUAAGUCGCAUUUUGAUUUUGCUGGUGAGAAAGAACUCUUCUAAAAUAAAAUUGGCAACUAAGGACAAAAAUACUCUUCAUUUCGGGUUGGACGGCACUUAGCUGAUAAUGUGAAGAGAGAAAUUUGUUUAUUUUUUGAGUAUUUUCAUAGCACAAUUUUUGUACAGUAUAUGGUUUUGUAGCUAGCGAAAAAAAGUAAACAAACCCGUUUUAAAUAGACAAUUUUUUAGCCUCAAACACUUGAGCUCCAGAACGAUGUGGAAACAAUUUCAAUUUUACGCUAAUUGGAUCAAUGCUUAGAUCGCCGUAAAAAAAUAGAUUAAAAACAUCAAAAGACAAGGUUAUAAAUGAAUAUUAAAAACAACAUUCGGUACCUUUUAAACAUAAUUAAUGAAUUUUAUAAAGCAUCAAAUUGAUACUGAAAAAUUGUAGCCUAUAAUGCUGGUGUACGGCACCAGCACUUCCAUUUUAAUUUGUCUUUGAUCGUAUGCGCUGAAAACAGAGUGACAUAUACGCCUAUACAUAUACUUACGUCUAUAUAUAUAUAUGUACAUAUAUAUAAUGUUUAGUACUUUGAAUAAACUGAAAUUGAGCGCCCUUACUAAUGUAUUCCUUUUAGCAAAAUAUUCAGAAAAAAAAAAAACAAUACAAACCAAGCAAAGGCAUAUAAUUUUUUAGCAUUAUACAAGUGGAAAUAUAACAGACAAACCAUAUAAAUAGUAAACCAAAAACCAGUUGGCAGAUAUGAAAACUAUAUAGUGAAUCAAAUAAAUAUAUAUAUAUAUAUAUGACACGUAAUCUUUAUGAAGCGUAUAAAAACAAGAAACUAGCGGAAUAUUCCAUAUUUUAUAGUAAUUUUCAAUAAACGUAAUUUUUUUAAUUUUUACAAAAUUAAAGUUGAAAAAAUGGAAAAUCAAUAAAAAAUAUUUGUAGUUUUCUAAAGCCCGAAAAAUCAAUCUGAAGGGAAAAAAACUGAUUUAACAUAAUAUUUGUAAACAGUUUCGAUUUUCUUGCGUGUUUUUGCUCCAGGCAUUGAAGCGUUUUCAAUUAAAUUACCGGAAAAAAUGUUACGAAACACAAAAAAAACGAAACAGACCAUAGAUUAAAAGUAUGUACUAAAAUAAAAUAAACAGGAAUAGAAGUCAAUGACGAAAUCCAAACCUAAAACAUAUAUUAGAGACAUUCGCGAUUUUUCAAAAUAAUAAUAAAGUCAAAAAAAUAAACUGUAAUAGCAAACCAAGAUAUCAGCAGUACUCCAAUGCAAUAUUUCAAAGGAAAACGAACAAGGAUAACGAAGUAAACAGAAACCAAACCAUAAUUCCAGCAAGUCAAAUAUGAAAUUAAUUAAUACAAAUAUGUAAUUCCGUACAGAGGAAAGUAUACAUAUAGGAUUAUAUUAUAAACAAAAUGUAUUCAAGAACAAGGUCGUUUUUUAAGCGAUUAUAUACGACAAAACGAAAUUGGAAUAACACUAAACACCCCACAUAAACACACACUCUCAGU